Messenger RNA from Leptomonas pyrrhocoris, 7410 nucleotides. RefSeq names its product putative protein kinase. Gene Ontology annotation, molecular function: protein serine/threonine kinase activity; ATP binding. The record is from RefSeq and is a predicted model, not a curated record. The transcript has a single exon. Gene Ontology annotation, cellular component: nucleus. Lineage: Eukaryota; Euglenozoa; Kinetoplastea; Trypanosomatida; Trypanosomatidae. The coding region runs from base 2245 to 7410 and encodes 1721 amino acids. Gene Ontology annotation, biological process: protein phosphorylation; mitotic DNA damage checkpoint signaling.
GGGGAAAAAACAAAAACAAAACAAACAGAGAAUAACUUUGGAAGUCAGCAGGAUUGCACUAGCGCGGUUUGACGUGCCAUACAUUAGAUCGUCCAACACUCACCCACACACAAACACAUUGCAUUACAACCCCAACCUCCUCUCUUUGCGCUUGACACGGAGCACCCACACACGCGCUACGCUGCUUAAAAAAACAACAACUACAAAACCUUUGUUACCUCGCACACAAGCUCGCCGUUGCAGAGGACGCGCAGAGCUUAAUUUUCACAUAAAAGAAAAGGAAGCAAUCAGUGCUGCGAGUAAUUCGCUGAAGAAAGAAGCCACCGUGAACAGGGAGUGCGACUUGCGGGUUCCUGCAGCGUUGUCCUGCGCAAUAAGGUCCUGCUAUUCCUUUAUAUAUAUGUUGCUCUCCUUUUGUUCUAAUUUCGAGGCAUAUACAUAUCUACUGUUAUUACCUGUCGGAAACUUCACGGGGGUAUUUUGGGGUCUUGACCCCAACCACUUUGCCGAGUUUUUCUUGUUUUUUUUUUUCUCAGCUUUGGCGCAACGUUCACGUAGAAAAGGGUCACCUGCGGCCUAAAAGAAAAUUAUAAUUGGCUCACAUUGGCUUAAACUCUGCCUCCUCCUCUUUUUUUUCUUUCUUCUUUAUAAGUCUUUUCUUCCGCUUUCCAUACUCGCGUACAUCACGUGGUGCUCAUCAACUACACAGUCUUUCUAUUUUCCAUCUUGUCCAUCCGUUCGUACGCGUCGCUCUUUACUCCUUUUUUUUUUGUGUUCUCUUUCUUUUCUACUCACACGCCGUAGCAUCAAGGCGGCAGUGGUAGUCCACUUCUUAUCAUUCCAAGUCGUCAGGUGCAGCAAAGAAGCGCACGUUCCCUGAUGCUUGAGGUGACAAGGAAAGAGCAAGCACUUCUCCAUCAGAGCAAGAAGGAAGAAACGUAAAGGCACCAAAAAUACAUUCGCGACUCCGAAGUAUCACCGUUUCUCUCUCCCCCUUUUCUCCUUUUACGGUUGUGGUAACGCAACAGGAGCGUGUUGAAAGGAGAAGAGAAACUAUCUGCUUCCAAGGAGUACACCACAAUCAGGUCUCUUCCGCCUCCCCCCCCCCCACCAAAGCAAGAAAAAAGAAGAGAGAAAGACCGCAUCGAUAUCCUCUUCCUUUGCGUGAUUGAAGGAGCGGAACACCAUUAAGUUGGAACAGAAAAUCACCAUCCCGGUCGUUCUCCGUUUACUCUUUUUUCCCUUUCCGGGUACCCCUGUGUCUCUUAAGCAAACUCCAAAAAAAAAUACGUUGUUGACCGAUCCCGUCCCCCUCUCCAAAAAAAAAAAGACAGCAACCGAGGGAAAAAGAAGGAGGAGGAAGGGUUGUCAAUCAUUUGCUUGCUUUCGCCAUUGUUUGCUGUAUGUGUGUGUGUUCAACCUUCACCACGGCGUGACGCUGACAGUGGACGGAAGAGAAGUGUAUAUAUUAUUCAGCCUUUCUUCUCUCUUUCUUUGCCGUUAUAUUGGUAGCUUUAGCUCCUCUCAUUUUACUAGUGUGUGCGCGUGUGUGUGUGUUUGUAGGUUCUAUUAUUAUUGUGUAACAUCUGCUUUUGUUUUUUUUCCUCUGAACGUUUCGUUUUAAUAUUUUCUAGUGCUGUCAGCCUCUGUGCUGUCACUAACGGCGCUUUUUUUUUUCUGAACUCGCAUCCUGAAAGAAGAUUUGCUGCUGCGUGGCAGGCGUUGUUUUUGUUUUCAACGAGAGAGGCGGAGCUUACAUCCUCUCCUUGAUUACUGCUGCUUCUCUCCACCACUGUCUUUUUAUUGUCUUUUUUGUUUUUGUUUUACGAGCAGCAUUUGUUUAUUUACUUGUGCGACUUUCUUUCAUUACUAUUACUUCUAUUGUUUUGUUGCUGGGAGCGAGACUCUUCACAUUUUACGUGCUCCUCCUUUUUUUUUUGCAGCUGGCGGGCUGUUCCUCCCUUCCAGAAACCUGCCAAACUCCUGUGGCGGCCUUCUCUUCUUCCUGAGAAAGAGAAUUUUCUUCCCCUUCCGGCUCAGUAGCUCCUUCCGACCUGAAAGUAGAUACUUUUUUUUCUGGAAUUUCAGCUGCGGCUCUCAACUCCCCGCUUGACACAUACUGGAAAGCGAAACAGCGAAAUCAGAGCUUCUUGAAGAGACGACCACUCAGCACAGUUUUCACGCGGUCUUUCUUGAACGGUGUCCAUAACAAAAAAAGAAUCAACAGUGCCUUUGAUUGUCACUAUGGCGGACAAUCCUGUCAUUUCAGAUCGGCGGUUCCACACCUCCGACUCCGGCGAACUUCGCCACAACUCCAUACACGACCGCGGCAGCAACCACAGCAGCUCGCCCGACGACAGCGACAACGACGAUGACGAGCGCCAGCAGCAGCCGUCGCAGCAGCAGACGCCGACCUUGAGCCUACAGAAGCCGCCACUCGUGCCUGGGAGCGAGGUGCCGAUGGUGUCUGUCCAGGUAGUGGAUCGUCUGCGCUGGUGGCGCACCCGGCGUGUGCGAGAGCAGCCGCUCCCGGUGCACCACUACGUUUUUCGUGGCAACUACACGAACUACUCCUCCUUUGGCACGCGACCACUCGCACCGGGCUUGUCACGGUUGCUGGAGAAGGCACGCCGUGUGCGGGCGGAGUACCAGCGACAACAGCAGCUCCUGCAACGCCAGCAGCUGCUUCUGCGAGAGGCGAGCAUCGCAAACAGCAGCGUCGACGACGCGGAUCACAGGCACCAGCAGCACCAGCAGCAGCAGCUUACACGGGAGGAAUCGGAUCUUUUAGACAACAAACGCGCUUCGAGCACCGCUGUUUCGGCCUCCGCGGCUGCCGCGACGCCGCUCCUCACCCCACCCGACUCCAAUACCCACCCCGGUGCAAAUCGCGACGCCCAACAUGCGGGGACCUCUCCAAACGAUGCCGCGCCUCCUGCCGUCGCGGUGCCUCCUCUCAACAUGGCUGCCAUCGGCUCGAGCUCCGGUUCUGCGUCCGUCACCUCAACGAACUGCCCCACCGCACAGGAGGUGCACGAGGCAGAGCGCCUUCUGCGCCUUUAUCAGCCACGCGCCGCCUCCCUGCCGGUGCGCUUGCGACAUCAACGCCGUGUGAGGGGCUACGGUGGCGUCUCCGCCGGCGCGCAGCUGGGCAGCGGACACGGCGGUGCGGAGGAGCACACGUCACAGUCCAUUCACCUUAAAGGGGAGCCGACCUCUGACGAUAUGACGGAGGUGUGCGGUGCGGCGGUGGCAGCGGACAGCGUGGUGGUGCUGCACCAUGAGCCGCGUCUCGUCAUCUAUGGAAGGGAUUUGAAUCCCCGUGCAGCGCUGCGUGCGGCACGCGUGUCUAGCGAUGCCCUCGAGGGCUUGCGCGACGUCGCCGCGGAGAACUCGGCGGAGGUUUUCGCACUGACCAACCUGCCCUUGAGAGGGUUUGAGCGCUUUUUCUAUCAACAGCAGCUGCGUGAUGGUCGACAGGGUGAGGCGUGUGCGCUAUCUGCCGUGACGGACGCGAUGCAAGACAGCAGCAACAAUGCGAACAACAGCAGGGUAGAGCUCCCUGGUGCCACCGUGCCCUCUGCGCCGCCUGCAAAUGAGGAUGGCGACGAUGCCGCCUAUCCACCUGGCUACGGCGUGGUGAACCGCGAAGACGCUCUUUACUUCGGUGCGCCAAUGACGAUCUCCAGUCUAGUGUUUUCGACGCGCCCGCAGAAGCCGGCGCUGCCGCCCGCCACCGGACUGCGGCAACCCGCCCACCAACCACCAGACACCUCCAACAGAAGCGCGGAGCCACCUCAUGGGGUGGCCAGUCGGACGGACAACAAAGGCGACAGUACACGGCGUCCUCGGCGGUGGACCUCGUUGCGCGCCGUCUCGGUGCCGUGCCUGCCACGGGUGUACAAGAGUGGCUGCCCGCAACUUCUCUUCCCACACGCCGUCGCCGCUGCUGCUGCCUCCUGCGCCGAGGCUACCUCGGUCUCCGCGACGGCAGCAGAGGCCCCAGCAACAACAGAGCGUGGGCGCAGUCGUGCGGGACAACGCGGCGGCGACCGCCACCUCCUUCCCUCGGCGCUGCGCUCCGGUGACAGGCUACAGGAGGGGGUCCAUUUAUGCCACCGCGUCGAUGACUUGCAGGAUGUUUACGCGUUUAACCCAAUCUUUGACGCCCUCGGCAAAGGCGCCUUCUCCAAGGUGUACGCCGCAGUGCCCAUUCUGCGUGGCCGUGACGGCAUGCAGCGCUUUCGCACCCUGGAUGACACGAAUUGCAUGUCCACUGCUGUCACCCCUACCAGCAGUCCAGCCGCCCUGAACAGCCUUUCCCCUGACGCCGCUGCUGCGACGGCUCCACGGCGCACGCCGCUGCGCGUGGUGCCCGUUGUCGCGCUGAAGGUGAUUCCCCGAAAGGCCCGCCAGAAGGCGCGAGGGGACUUUGUCGACUCCCCCGCCUCCGCCGCACGCGCGCAGCAUCCACCGCCGCCGCAGGAAUCCACGAACGCCAACAACAGCGUGCGUCGGGAGCUCGUCGAAAUUGAGCGUGAAGUGUCCAUUUUGCGACGGCUGCACCACACAGGCUGCUCCCACUUCUAUGAGGCCCUCCGUUCGCCAGAUGCCUUUGCCAUUGCCAUGCGCGUCCACCCCGGCAGCAUGGACGCCCGUCAUUACCUCUCUCGCUACGGGCCGCCGUCUGAGGCGCGUACGGCGGUGGUGCUCUUCCAGCUCGUCUCCACCGUUCACUAUCUGCACACCAACUUCGGCCUGAUUCACCGCGACAUCAAGUUGGAGAAUUUACUCUUUUCAGAAGUGGACACCGCGGUGUCGACGGCUCGGAUGUGCGAGGUGCUCGGCAACGCGGUGCACAAGGCAGAUCCAGCGGCUGCUGCUACAGGGGAGGACUCCUUCGCCGAGCGAUGGAGCUUGCCAUGCGCGAUGCCACUGCAGGACAGCAAGGCAGCGGCUUCCAUUGCGUCCAAGGCGCACGAAGUCUCACGUCUGCUGCGUGUGACGUUGAUUGACUUCGGACUGGCGCGUCGCACCCGGACAGCGGGGGUGUCGGCUAGCGUGUCCCGCCCGUGCGGCGAUGGCACACGCAACCAGAGCUUCAGCGCGUCGAUCAACUCCUCUUCGAAUGUAGCCUCUGGCGCCGUGGCGGCAAAUCCUGUCGGGCCGGCCGGCGUGGGUACAAGUGGCUGCAACAAUACCGCUAACCUCCCAAGUCCGAACGUGCUAUCAGGAGCUUCCGUGGGUGCAGUGAGCCCCAGCGCUUCUUUGGCGCCCCCAGCAUCGACAGCUGCGACAUCAGCAGCAGCCUUCACCGCCACCCGCAGUGCCAACAACAGCUCCAGCGCGGUGCCGGCCACGCAGCCGCCUCUCUGGCCGCCACGCCUCUGCCGCAUCUCGAGCACCGCGGCGCACAACACGAUCGUUGGCGCUGGCUCCUCUCGUGCGGGCAUGCCGUCUCCUAUGCCGUCCACCGCCAACAUGUUCGCCCGCUUCCUGGACCUGGACGAGGAGUUGGAUGACGUGGAAUCUGUUGCGAACGGCGCGCCGACGGCCGACUCGGCCGGCGCAGCGAGGGCGAACACGGAGAUGGUGGUGGAGCGCUACGAGGCCUCCAUCACCUCCCCGCACACCGUCAACUCCUUCCGGCGACCGGGCAGCCGCACCGACUUCCCCGAGGAGGAGGAGAGCGCCGCCUCCAGCACCGACGUCAGCGCCUCGGAGACUGACUCUGAGUCGGACCACGGCGACGACGGGGAGGAGGAGGCGGCGAGCGCGCGCGGCGAGGCGGCUUCGACGGACGAGCCUGCGACGAUCACCCUUUUUGCACAGAUGGUCAGCGACCAGAGCGGUCCGACGUCGAUACUCGUGGCGGCAGCACAGCCAUCGCCGGCACUGGUGCCGAAUGCCGUCUGUGAGGAGCCGUUGGAGGAGCGACGCAGUGGCACGUGUGGUGGCGUCGGUCGCAGCAGCGCGAAUGCCUCGAACACCCCAUCUGCGCUGCACCCCCGCCUUCCGCCCCCGCAGCACAUUGCGCCACGCGACGACACAGAGGCGACGCUGCUGCUGACGCCGUGUGGCACGGAGAAGUACCUCCCGCCGGAGGUGCUGUCGUGGGUGCUGGAGCGUGGCUGGACCCGUCGCUCCACCACGGUGGGUCUCGCUCGUGCCAUGGACAUGUACGCGAUCGGCAUCGUCGCAUAUGUCUUGCUGAGCGGCUGCUUCCCGUUUAACGCGUCGUCGCGGGCGACCCUCCUGCAACAGCAGCAGCGGGUGCCGCGAUGCAACAGCGCGCGGUGGUCCGGCGUGAGCGGCGAGGCGAUUGCGUUUGUGCGGCGGCUGCUCGAGCCGAACCCGCUGAAACGGAUGUCGGCGAAGGAGGCCCUGGAGCACCCGUUUUUGCUGGAUGCGCGGCAUCUGGCGGAGAAGCUGUCACUGGUGCCACACGGCGAAGGGGCGGAGGUCUCGCGCAGCGGCGACGACGGCGGCUCUGGUGGCGGGGACGCUCCGUUUGCCGCUCGCACGAACGUUGUGAACAGCAGCAGCAGCCGUAAUCUGAGUACGCAUGGCUUGUUCAGUCCCAAUAGCAGCAUGCGCGCUAUCUGGUCGGCGACAGCGGCGCGUGGCCUGUCGCAGCCACCGCUCGCCACCUUCACCGAUCGCGCUCACAGCGGCGCCAACGGAGGCUACCACCGCACCUCCAGCCUCGCUUCCCCGGUAAAGAGCGGCAAUCAAACCACUUUUAAUAUGCCGUGCCGGUCCGCAUUUUCAAAAUCGUCCACGCCAGACGCGUCGUUCAUGACCGUGUACCCUGCCGGGACAGCCGCGUCAGGGGGUGGUGAGGCAGAGGCCACGGGAUCCGCAGCGGCCGCCCCUGCGACGGGCUCUGCUGUUCUGCCCCAACGAAAAACCGCCGCGACGACUCCCCUGCGCAGCAACACUAGCCGCGACGGCGGGGAGGCCGUUUUAUUACACAGCGCGGACAGUGCGCAGCCCGAUGUGUUUACUGUGAUGCCGCGGGUGGUGCGGGGGAGUAGCAAACCUCCUAUGAGGGAAGCGUAUUACGAAAGGUCGUCUCCAACGCCACCACACUCACCUUCUCCGGUGCCGCCUGUCGUGCAUGUCGCACCGCCCGCUGUCGCUACUGGUGCUGCUGUUGGGGCCAAUGCAGAAGCUACGGAGCACGCCGCUGCUGAAAUACCUGUCACGUCACCAGUGGCCAAGCCGUCGCCGUCAAGCGUUACUUCGGCCACCACAUCUGACAUGAAGACAUCGGUGACUGCGGCGAAAGUGGAGUCUCCAGCAUCACCGAAGCCUUCGUCUGCGCUUGUAAAUCCCUCAAACGCGAAGAGCGGCGGUGACGACUUGUUCGAAUCGCUGUACCACAAUAUCAUGUUGAGUGACUCAUGA